Octodon degus (degu) is the source of this 843-nucleotide messenger RNA. Its product is annotated as ERI1 exoribonuclease 3-like. Gene Ontology annotation, biological process: exonucleolytic trimming to generate mature 3'-end of 5.8S rRNA from tricistronic rRNA transcript (SSU-rRNA, 5.8S rRNA, LSU-rRNA). The coding region runs from base 60 to 575 and encodes 171 amino acids. The transcript has a single exon. The record is from RefSeq and is a predicted model, not a curated record. Gene Ontology annotation, molecular function: nucleic acid binding; 3'-5'-RNA exonuclease activity. NCBI's taxonomy places the organism in Eukaryota, Metazoa, Chordata, Mammalia, Rodentia, Octodontidae.
GGUCAGAGUGCGCGGAGGAAAUCAUUGAGUUCCCCAUCCUGAAGCUCAAUGGCCGGACCAUGGAGAUUGAGUCUACCUUUCACAUGUAUGUCCAGCCUGUAGUCCAUCCACAGCUUACCCCCUUCUGUACAGAGCUCACUGGGAUUAUUCAAGCCAUGGUGGAUGGUCAGCCAAGCCUGCAGCAAGUGCUAGAGAGGGUCGAUGAGUGGAUGGCAAAGGAAGGCCUCUUAGAUCCAGACGUCAAGUCAAUUUUUGUCACCUGUGGAGAUUGGGACUUAAAAGUCAUGCUCCCAGGCCAGUGCCAGUACUUGGGUUUGCCAGUGGCGGAUUACUUCAAGCAGUGGAUUAAUCUGAAAAAGGCUUACAGCUUCGCCAUGGGCUGCUGGCCCAAGAACGGACUUCUAGACAUGAACAAGGGCCUCAGCCUGCAGCACAUAGGCCGGCCCCACAGCGGCAUCGGUCAGUCCCUCUGCAUAUCCUCCUGGCAGCUCAAUGACUGCAAGAACAUUGCCAACAUCAUGAAGACACUCGCAUAUCGAGGCUUCAUCUUCAAGCAAACAUCGAAGCCAUUCUGAUUGGCUGAGGAUGAGAUGGGGCAGGACAGGGAGCUGCUUGGCCGAGCCCAGAAUCCUCCUCUCCCUUACCAGAUGGAAAAAGGGAGAGUGGCACAGCCCUGCGCCCAGUGUCCCCCAGCUGCCCUAUGGAUUGUAUCCAGGCAAGGGCUGGGCCAGCUGGCCCCUCUGGAGCAGACACUUUGUGUCCCCCACCCUUCAAUCUCAGCCCAGUAUUAGCCCCUUCCAUGUGGGCCUGGGCUUGGGGGACCCAGGCACUCACUGCCUCCUC